AUGGGUGUGGUUCGUCCAAUAACCAUAAGAAACAAGGUGGAUUUCCCUGUUUACGGGCUAGAUUUCACAGCAGAUGACAUUCUUAUUGCUGGAGGAGGUGGUGGAGCAAAUCGCUCUGGCGUCAAGAAUAAUUUGGUUUCUUUCAAGGUUGAUCAAGCAAACCGUAAAUUGGAGCAGAUGGACGCAAUGCUAUUAUCCGACAAGGAAGAUUGCCCAAUGUCCAUUGCCUGUCAUCCCAAACUGCCUUUGUUGGUAGCUGGAAUCAACAGUUCGGAAGAUGAGAUCAAACUGGGGCACAACUUGAAUUGCCGUGUAUUUGAUACAGAAUAUGGCAAACUCCAGUUAAAAUCGGCAUUAUCCACAAGCACAUGCAAAUCCAUUGAUGAAUAUCAAAGAGUCACUCGUUUUAGCAGAUCAGGAGACUACUUGGUAACAGGAUUCAGUGAUGGAAAGAUCUCGGUACUGAGAACCCAAGAUUGGACAUUGUGCUUCCCAUCAUUGCGAUUCAAGAAUGUGCAAGACAUCGACAUUGACAUUCGAGAAGAGCAUGUAGCAGUAGCAACAUCAAGUGCCCUGAUCAUCUUAUCCAUCCAGGAUGGCACUGUAGUUCAGGUGAUUGAUAGCCCCAAAUUAAACAGGAAUACUGUAUGUGAAAUUCGUGCUUGUCGAUAUGGGGUCACCCUUAAAGGAGAAGAGACGCUGUAUGCUAUUGUAAAUCCAACUUCAAGAGGUCGUGGAUUUGUCUGUGCUUGGAAAUUGAGAAAAAGGGGACAUCAGUAUCCAGUUCACAAAGCAAGAACAGCGGGUAUUAGCCGGAAAACGAUAACAAGUUUUAGUAUAAACCCCACAGGUGAUAUUCUUGCCUACACAUCAACUGAUUUGAGCAUUGGAUUCAUUGAUGCUCAGGGAUUGAAACCGUUAUUAAAAGUAGAAAAGGCACAUGGAUUUGCCAUCACAAGUUUAGCCUUCAAUUCGUCGGGCAAUCUCCUGGCAAGUGCAGGAGCAGACAACUGCUGCAAGGUCAUGAUAAUUCCCAAGCAAGCUAUCCAAGAUAACCGAGAAUACUUUUUAACCAAACCUCUCUUGAUUGUUCUGGACAUGGUCUUAUUCGCACUAUGGAUGCACGUUUUGGUUGAAAUGGUAGAUGGAGGCACGCUCUCCAGCUAUUGA
This is a messenger RNA of Mucor velutinosus, 1170 nucleotides long. RefSeq names its product chromatin remodeling complex Adenosinetriphosphatase (gene ISW2). Lineage: Eukaryota; Fungi; Mucoromycota; Mucoromycetes; Mucorales; Mucoraceae. The transcript has 8 exons. Gene Ontology annotation, molecular function: guanyl-nucleotide exchange factor activity; protein binding; GTPase activator activity. Gene Ontology annotation, biological process: protein secretion. Gene Ontology annotation, cellular component: endoplasmic reticulum membrane. The record is from RefSeq and is a predicted model, not a curated record. The coding region runs from base 1 to 1170 and encodes 389 amino acids.